AUGUCUGGCCGUGGCAAAGGUGGCAAAGGUCUCGGAAAGGGUGGUGCCAAGCGUCACCGCAAGAUUCUUCGCGACAACAUCCAGGGUAUUACCAAGCCCGCUAUUCGUCGUCUCGCCCGUCGUGGUGGUGUGAAACGUAUUUCUGGUCUGAUCUACGAAGAGACCCGUGGUGUUCUCAAGAUCUUCCUCGAAAACGUCAUUCGCGACUCGGUAACAUACACUGAGCACGCCAAGCGGAAGACGGUCACUGCUCUCGACGUUGUCUACGCCCUCAAGCGUUCAGGCAGGACGCUCUACGGUUUCGGUCGUCUCAUUAUACUUUACUCUCUCGCUGCAUGUACUUCUAUGUAUUCUAAACGACGAGUGUCGUAUAUUAUUCCCCCUCCCACUGAGCCUGUCCCUCGUCUGGAGUUACCUCCUGAAGAUGUUGACCGCUUAGGCCGUGUUCACCCGCUCUUGGUUCCGUCCCGUGGCCAAGAAUAUGAACAAAUCACCCGAAGUCGUAGACCCCGCCAUCGCCUGGGUAUUGCUGCCCUUGCGGUCGACACAUCCACCCAGCUCGCAGGCAGAACAACUCCGGAAGGAAUUCUCUACACCGCUGGUCGUGAUGGCCUGGUGAUUUCAUGGGACCUCUCUUUGUCAUUACGCCAUAGACUUCCAGCGGAUAAUAUCAUUGGGCGAAAAGGGAGAUGGGAAGCGUUGACAGGCUGGGCUGACGACGCUAUCGAUGAAGAGGGAGAAGAGGGGGACGAUCGACCCACAUUGGAUGGCGACGUUCUUGGCAUUCGGGAGGUGCCUUUUGAAGAGGAAUGGCAACUCGAUCUAGAGGCAGUCCCUGCAGCUAGCUCAUUCCGUCAAUGCAUGCAAGCCCAUACUGACUGGGUCAACGACAUACUGCUUUGCAACUACAAUCAGACCGUCGUUUCUGCUUCCUCUGACGGGACGGUUCAAGCAUGGACUCCCCACGCCGCUGGAAGCCCUGACCCUUCUAUAGUUGGCAUCCAUAGCGACUAUGUGCGUUGUUUGGCCUCUUGUCGGACUCAAAACUGGAUUGCAUCUGGAUCAUUUGACCGAACAAUCAAACUCUGGGACUUGAGUCGCACACAAACCACGCCAGAACCUCUGACUACCCUUCAACCCGCCGAUGCAAAUUCCCCGAAAUGCUCCGUCUAUGCGCUUGCUGCUGAUCCAUUCGGCCACGCAAUUGCCUCAGGUGGUCCUGAAAGAGUUGUGCGCAUGUGGGACCCUAGGACAGGAAAGCGUUCAGGCAAACUGGUUGGUCAUACAGACAACAUUCGAGCAAUCCUACUAUCGGAAGACGCGAAAUAUUUGCUCACCGGCUCCGCCGAUGCAUCCAUUAAACUCUGGUCUUUGGCUACCCAACGCUGCCUUCACACCUUUACUCAUCACGCUGACUCCGUUUGGUCGUUAUUCUCUGCGCAUCCAUUAUUAGAAACCUUUUAUGCCGGAGAUCGUGCUGGGAUUGUUUCGCGCGUCGAUGUGUCUCACCUGAACACCGAUUUGGGCGAAGGCGAAUGCGUUUUCGUAUGCAGAGACGGCGAAGAAGUUUCGCCAACCACCCCACAAGCGACCGGAGGUAUCAACAAGAUAGUUGUUGCCGAUGAUUCUCUGGUUUGGACUGCAACCAGCUCGUCUAGUGUCCGACGAUGGCGUAUUCCCCCUCCCACCAAAAGUCCUACCGUGUACAAGGACUUUGAUUCGAGUCUUGAACGGGAUAGUCGCUCGCUCGCGCCCUCCGUUCUUUCUUAUGAUGGCGAUGAUGGCGACGAAGGAGACACGCGACACGGCAUUCCCUACGCCAGCCUGAUACGACUCACAAGUCCCAUUGACCCAUACCCCAUCCGCAGCGGUGGUAUGCGUGACCCGGAAGUUGCAACUCUAUACUCUGCUGCUAGUGUCAUUAGCGUCCCGGGGUUACGGUCUCCGGCAUUGCAUACCUCUACAUCUCCUCAUAUGGGCUCCCCUAUGAGAAGCGCACCACUACCCAACUCACGUGGUGCUUACUUUAGUCGGGAGCUAGCAGCGGAUGCCCAACCACUCGUUCCCUCGUCAGAUCCUGUUGGUACUCUGAAGGGUGAACGAGGUUUGGUUCGCGCCGUAGUGCUUAACGACCGAGUUCAUGCAAUCAGUAUCGACACCAGCGGCGAAAUUGGCGUUUGGGACCUUGUACGUGGGAUAUGCGUGGGAGUUAUUCCUCGAAAGGCUCAUGAUGUCACUGUCAAAAGCCAAGAAUGGAGUCCAAGGGAUGCUCUAGAGAGAGUACAAGAAAAACUCGAAGGCGAGGCCGUUGUCGCGCCUUGGGCUACAGUUGAUACCAAGUCUGGCGUCCUGGCCGUCCAUUUGAACGAACGGUCCUUUGAGAGUGAAAUAUAUGCGGACGAAGUGGGAUUUGCUGGAGACCGUCGUUUUGGUGACGACGCCAAAUUGAAUAUUGGGAAAUGGGUGCUCAGGAACCUCUUUCUCGGGUUCAUCAGAGAAGAGGUGCGGUCACGAAAAUCGCAACGGGAUAGUGGCCAUAGUCAAGACACCACAUCAUCUAUUCAACGUCGAGCAAGCGUUUCCAGCGAAACAUCAUCUCGACACAGAGGUUCAUCAUUUUCAGCAGAGCCUCGUCGUCGGUCUAGUAGCUCAACAGUCGUAUCCUCUUCAAGAAUGGUCCCAGCAGUUGCGCCGGUCAUGUCUUCGACUCCAUUGGGCGCUUCGCCCCUUUUAACACCCUUGAUACCCCUUCCGUUAAGAGGAAAAGACCAUAUACCCUUGUCUCCCAUUGCAGGGACGCCGACUGCGGCCAGCAUGGAUAUGACGCCCAUGCCUCAGCGUAGACCACGCACUGGUGAAAAUGGGAAAGAGACUGACUAUUUUAAUAUACGCCCUCGCCAAACGUUGAGUGCCACCACUCCUGGAACAGCGGCGGACGACUUUUCUGGCUGGGGUGGGCCCGCAACCCAGACUGCCAAUACUCCCACCACUUUAAUGGGACGUCUCAAGAGCUUCGGGAAGAAACGUGCCCAUGAUGUUCCUACACCUUCUCUACCGCCAACUGUCGAGGCUCCAAUCGCUGAGGAGGCUGCUCCUGACCCGAUAUCGAAAACCCCCCGCUCAACUUUUACUUUCAGGCCCAUUAUCACCACCCUCUUCAGCGGAAGCACCAACACUGGGCCUACCAUUUACCGGGGCACUGUGGGCUCGACAGGUUCUUCCGGAGAUAUUCACGCGUUGGAGGAAGCGAUGCCGCUAUGGCUCCUUGAAUAUCUUUUGUUGCAUCGAAUGCCGAGUACACCGCCACAGGUGAAACUCAGCUUUGUUCUGUUGCCUUGGAUCGACAAGGACAACCAAGAUGACCAACUCCCCGAGCUGCUCAACACCACACAGUCCAAGCUUACUGCCAGUCGCUUCCUCCGAGUCCGCAAACUCCUUGUUCAUGUUCAAGAGAAGCUUGAGAAGCUCGAGCCGCCACCGCCAGAUGCGGCACGAACCAGGCCAGAGGAUUUAUACGAAAUUUUGUGCAACGACUUGGUGUUGCCGUUGGACAUGAGCAUCGCCGCUGUUAGGCAAUAUGUUUGGCGGCAGAGUGCAGAGCUUAUAAUGCACUACCGCAGGAACAGAACCCGAUAA
This is a messenger RNA of Mycena indigotica, 3636 nucleotides long. RefSeq names its product WD-REPEATS-REGION domain-containing protein. Gene Ontology annotation, biological process: double-strand break repair via homologous recombination; protein deubiquitination. The record is from RefSeq and is a predicted model, not a curated record. The transcript is spliced from 16 exons. NCBI's taxonomy places the organism in Eukaryota, Fungi, Basidiomycota, Agaricomycetes, Agaricales, Mycenaceae. Gene Ontology annotation, cellular component: nucleosome. Gene Ontology annotation, molecular function: structural constituent of chromatin; ubiquitin binding; DNA binding. The coding region runs from base 1 to 3636 and encodes 1211 amino acids.